ACUGUACGUUGCCCCUGCGUCAUGUGUAAAUUACGAAUACUGUUGAUCUGCUAUUCAAUCGUGUUCGCUACUGCAAAACUGUGCAAGGUCCCAAACGGGGGUGCAGGCGAAUGCAAGGCGAUAUCAAAAUGUCCAGUUCUGAACGAUCUGGAAAACAAACCGUGCAAGAGCGAAGCGGAGGAACUAUUCUUGCAACAGACCUUGUGCGGGAAUUCAUUUUCUUAUAUUAUUAAGGUGUGCUGUCCAAUCGAUACAACGUCGUUCCGGAUCAAGCCGGUUGUAUAUACAGUAACAAAGGAAACUACACCAAAAACAGAACCAAAACCAGAACCGAAACCAGAACUAAAACCAGAACCAAAACCAGAACCGAAACCAGAACUGAAACCACUUGUACUUUCUAGACCAGAGACGAAUCCAACUGUCGGUAUCGAUGAUAAGAUAAACAACAAUGAUAAAACAAUCAUGGAGAAUAUUUCCGUAGAUCCAGAUGGCACUUGCGGAAUUGACUCUACUAGCGGCAAUAAAAUUUUUGGAGGUGAAGCGACUAACAUUGAUCAGUAUCCCUGGUUAGCUUUACUACAAUACGCGAGAGAAUUCCUUCUCUGCAGCGGCAGUUUAAUUUCUCCAAAGUUAAUUUUGACGGCUGCACAUUGCAUCAGCGGGUCAAAUAGAGCUCCGCUUUUCGCCCGUCUAGCAGAAUACAACAUAACCUCAUACCCAACAGACACCGUAGAAACUGAUGGUGGUGGUUUUGACUCUUCAACUGUUGUUAUCAUUCCAGUUGAAAAUACACUCGCGCAUCCAGACCACAAUCGUAGCAAAAGGCUGCAUGACAUAGGUUUUGUUAAGCUCCAGAGGGCCGCCGUUUUGUCAGAUUUUAUAAAAAUUAUCUGUCUACCCACAGUGGACCUUUUCCCACAGUUUAAUAAAAAGACAAAUUUUACUGUGGCUGGAUGGGGAUUGGACGAGUCUGGAGAAUCUAGUGACGUUAAGAAACAUGUGAUGCUUCCGUUUGUCAAAGACGACUACUGCAAGGAACGUUAUUCGGACCUACCACUUUUAAAUGUUAUAUGUGCGGGAGGUGAAGCUGGCAAGGACACUUGUAAUGGCGACUCGGGUGGUCCGCUGAUGUACGAAGUUAGUCCGUCAUUUGUUAUCAUUGGUGUACUGAGUUUCGGUUACCGUGAAUGUGGAAUUGCUGGUUGGCCUAGUGUUUACACUAAUGUCUUUCAAUAUAUAAAGUGGAUUAGGGAUGUUACUGAGGGUAGGAUUAAAAUCUAAUAUUUUAUUGGAUAAUAUAAUUUUGAGUUUAAAGUGUAUGGUUAAGGUUGCUCCACUAUUAACUUUUAUAUCAAAAACUUUUUAACGUUAAUAUUGCACAGUUAGAAGGUUACCAUAAGUCUGAAUAAAUAUUUUUUUUAAUUAAAACGAUUUUGUAGAAAAUAUUUAUAAUCCUAACUUUAAGAUACCUGAACACACAGAUUAAUUAAUUUGACAUAAUAAAUUAAUUUCCAACGCUUUCACUUAAGCGUCAAAAUUUAUAAAUCUUUGAAUCAAUACUCACGAGAACGAAUCUCAAUUAGUAUUAAGCUGUUAUGUAAAUUUUACACAUAAAAUGUGGUG
Messenger RNA from Pieris brassicae (large cabbage white), 1623 nucleotides. RefSeq names its product phenoloxidase-activating enzyme-like. Gene Ontology annotation, molecular function: serine-type endopeptidase activity. Gene Ontology annotation, biological process: proteolysis. The record is from RefSeq and is a predicted model, not a curated record. The coding region runs from base 22 to 1281 and encodes 419 amino acids. NCBI's taxonomy places the organism in Eukaryota, Metazoa, Arthropoda, Insecta, Lepidoptera, Pieridae. The transcript is spliced from 6 exons.